GACAUUUUGUUGGUCAACACUGCGUUGUGGUCGUCUGCUGACAAGAAACUGAAAAGAAAGAACCGAUUUUACAGACUUAAAGAAGUAGUACAUACGAAGACCCUCGGAGAAAUGGCAACUACACAGUGCCAAAGAGAGAAAACUAAAGAUUUGACAGGGAUUUUUCCAAAUGAGACUGUGACAGAACAGAAGUCCAUACUGUUUGUGAAGAAACUUUUGGCUGUGGCAGUUUCAAACAUUGCUUACCUAAGAGCCUUGUUUCCAGAGCAUGCAUUUGGAGAUCGUUCAAUUGAAGACCUACAUUUGAAAACUUUGAGAGAUGACAGUGCUUGUCCAGGAGUGUGUAAAUUCAUACAGUAUAUGAAAGGAUGCUUUGAUGCCUUGGACAAGAAAUAUCUUAGAAUACUUAUCCUAGGGCUCUACCGUGAUCCAGAAAACCCUGAGACCUUGAUUGAAUCCUACACAUUCAAGUUCAGCUAUGCAGAUGAGACAGGAGUAGAUAUCUACAGAAAUAACCAAAAUAUAUCAAGUGCCAACACUGCGAGUGAAAUCAAGAAAGCCACAAUUCGCCUCCUUCGCACAAUUGUUGUUUUAACACAAACAAUGAAUGCCAUUCCGGAAGACACUAUGCUGACCAUGAAGUUGCUAUAUUAUGAUGAUGUUACCCCUCCAGAAUAUGAACCCCCUGGAUUUAAGCCAUCCACAUGCACAGAUUUCAAAUAUGAAGAGGAACCUGUGACCAUCAAUGUUGGAGAUGUUGCAACUGUAAGAUUUAGAAUUAAAAUGAGGGUGAAAACAAAUGAAGCAAUGUUUGACAUCAAGGAGGAGGAGACAGCUGAGAUGAAGACAGAGACUGAAGUUCACACUUUAUGUAAAGACACUAAAAAAGAUGAGAAGAUAAAGAAAGAUGAAUCACAACCAACUCCAGUGGUCCCAACAGAAAGUCCAGAAAUUCCAGGUUCUGAUGGUAAAGCAGUUGAAAUGCUUGGCUCUGAAAUGAGUCAGAUGACAGAAACUGAGGAGGAAUUUGGGGUCCGAUGUCCAUGUGGUUGUAAUGAGGAUGAUGGACUGAUGGUGUUAUGUGCCAUCUGCAAGUACUGGCAACAUGGGCUAUGCUUCUGUAUCAAGGAGGAAUAUGAGGCCCCAGAACACCAUGUGUGUGAUGUCUGUGCUGAUAAAGAUGAUCCUAUAAAGCAGCCAACAGAUCCCUAUCUGUACAAGCUGAGUCCUAUAGCUAUUCAGACAACAUGUCUGUACAGAAGAGCUCUGAUGGCAGCUACUGAGUCCAGCAGAGUUGUGGCACCAAGUCUGGCUAGAGGCUGGGGGAGUAGAAGUAAUAUUGCACAUGGACUCAUUGACAGAAUGGAAAAAGAAGGAUAUGUGAAGAAUUCU
This is a messenger RNA of Saccostrea cuccullata (small rock oyster), 1392 nucleotides long. RefSeq names its product HORMA domain-containing protein 2-like. Lineage: Eukaryota; Metazoa; Mollusca; Bivalvia; Ostreida; Ostreidae. The annotation marks the transcript as partial. The transcript is spliced from 15 exons. The record is from RefSeq and is a predicted model, not a curated record.